Branchiostoma belcheri (Belcher's lancelet) is the source of this 2354-nucleotide messenger RNA. RefSeq names its product SPARC-like. Gene Ontology annotation, biological process: anatomical structure development. The coding region runs from base 238 to 1581 and encodes 447 amino acids. Lineage: Eukaryota; Metazoa; Chordata; Leptocardii; Amphioxiformes; Branchiostomatidae. The record is from RefSeq and is a predicted model, not a curated record. Gene Ontology annotation, molecular function: collagen binding; protein binding; calcium ion binding. The transcript is spliced from 12 exons.
GGGCCGUACUUAGUAGAGUCAACACUGGAAAUUCCCCGACGUUCUGUACUGGUUCUCCCCUGAGAGUGGCCGUGUGUGGGGGUACAGUCUGCACAGACCGGCUCUGCGUUAAUAGGCCGGGCAUUUUUUACCCCCGAGAAGUCGAUUCGACGAUCCCGAUUGACAAGUUCCCAGGUCGCUAGGUGACGUGGGAGAGCAGUACACAUCCGUGAUAACGUCGGGGACAGAAGUGUGACGAUGGCGGUUUGGAGACUGACAGUCGCCGUGCUGGUUGCUUUGACUUUGGUUCAGGCACGGGACUUGGACGAUGUGAAGCCCGGAUCUGAUCCGAAGAUUCCUGACUCAAACGCCGCAGAAACGCGUGAUGUGUGUGAAAACUUCAAGUGUAGGAAGCCGCCGGGCGCCAUGUGUACCGUGGACUACAGUAAAGGCAACCCCAGGCCGAAAUGUAUCUGCCCAACAAACUGUCCUCGUGAAAUGGAGCCGGUAUGCAGUGUGUACGGCCGCACGUACGACAACAUGUGCCGCCUCCACGUGGAGGCGUGCCGCAAGAAGAGACGGAUCGAGGUGGCCUACCAGGGAGAGUGCAUCGCCAAACAGGAGCCCUGCACGGAGUACGAGAAGUCCCAGUUCCCGAUCCGCCUCAUGGAAUGGUUCUUCCACCUGAAGGAGAUAGACGAGUUCGGGCAGCUCAGUAACAUCACGUCCGGCGCCACUCUCGUCAUGACGGACAGGGAGCGCGCCAAACUCGCCAAGUGGAAAUAUGAUCAACUUGACAGGAAAGGAGAUGGAAAGUUGGGCCGACGUGACCUGAAGGACUUCCGGUAUGCGCUGAUGCCCAUGGAGCAUUGCGCCGAAGCAUUCUUCCGCAAAUGUGACACGAACAAAGACAAAGGUGUUAACAGGGAGGAGUGGUACACGUGCUUGGGAGUUUACAGAGAUGAGGAGGAGAAGAAGAUGCAGAUGGACAUGUUGGUGGAACCAGAAGCUCUGGAGGUCAUGGUGGAGACCAACUUCAAGGAAAUGUUGGAUAAGCUGCCCGAUCCGGGCAUGCCGCCAGCAUCCCCGCCUCAGUUUGUAGAGGAAGAAGAUGACGAUGACGAGUAUGAUGAUGACUAUUACGAUGACUCCUUCGACUAUGACGAUUUCGACGUAAUCGAGGAUCCCGCUGAUAAGAGGGACUUUGACAAAUCUCUGACUGAAACCCCCAAGCUUAAGGUCAAGCAGAAAAAAGCUUGGAAUGAAAUGACGGUGGACGAAAAGAACUGGGCCGAGGUGGACCGGAUGUUGGGUUUUGAUUGGCAGGAAACGAAACCUGAUUCUGACGAACCAGAGGCAGGCAACUGGGCUUUGGUGGACAAAAUGCUGAAGGGACAGGCUGACCAGCCGGCAGAACUGGUGGAAGGUUCAAAGGAUGAAGAAAUUCUUGAGGAUGAUGAAGAGGAAGAAGAUGAGGAGGAGGAGGAAGAGAAGCUGUCCCCAGAGGAGAAAGAAAAGAUGGAGAAGAAGCGUCGUCGUCAAGAACGUCGUCGUCUGAGGAAGUUGGAGCGUGAGAAAAAGGAGCAAGAAAAGAUGGAUUAGGUCCUGAGAUAAUUUUAGUUGAUCUGGUAAAAUCAGUAUGUUCACCUUCUCCCUACAGUUUAGUUGAACCUUACCUUGCUUCUGAUGUCACUCACUGAUGACCUGUGACCCUUCCGAGAGGGGAAUUGGGAGGUUUGCUCUCUCGGGCAUUCAGUAAGUUCAAACUAAGGACCAGUGGUUUACCAUUGGGUGACAUCAGAGGCUAUAGCAGUCAGAGGCCACAGAAACAAAAACGAAAUGUCAGACAUAUAUGAGAAAAGAUGUACUGUGUUCUAGGCAGAAAUUAUUUCAUUUUGUGUUUGUUUUUUUCAUUAAUGUUUGUUUUUUGUCAUUUCUUGGGAUGUACCAUUUUCAAUGUGACAAUAUGGAUGCAAGGUGUGAUUAAUUUGUUUGCAAUCAGCUCGAUAUUAAUGCUGAUAUAUGUAUAUCUAUCUAUCCAAUCAAUCACAUGCCGCUUCUUGGUAUUUAGUAUAUCUUUCGUUGACAUGCGAAAAUGAUUAACGUUACAGGUAUAUAAUGUGUGUUUGCAUGUAUCUUUAUUAUUCAUCAUAAGCCUGCUUCACUUCGAUAUAAUCAUACAAGUUAUCUAUUACACAUAUAGAGGCGUGGUUACCUUAGUCUUGAUUUGAAUCUUUCUCAUCUGAUAAGUGACAUGACGCUGUAGUUACAAGUAAUGUGAUUCAAGUAAAAAGGAUCAUUUAGCUCUUGUACCAAGUGUGCCGUAUGUAUUCUAUCUCUGAAUAAACUCAGUUAGCUGUGUGCUGAAUGCGGUA